CUCUUUUCUUUCUUCUUUUUUUCUUUCUUACUUCAUAUAAUCCCACUAUCGUCCCUUCAGUACUGAAUGGCAGAAGUACCGCCUGUAGUGCCUCAACCAGAAGUAUCCGCUGCACCACAUUCAGCAGCUCCUUCCGCUGCUCCAAUGGCUCCGGCAGUCAACGAUGUUCCUCCUCCUCAAACAGGUAUACUUACUCAGUCUCAUUCGGCAGCACCCAUUCCAGCCCAACCAGCUGCUCCAAUCAGUGCUACUGUUGCUCCUACUGUAAUCUCGGGACCAUCUCGAGCCUCCCAGGCAGCUGUAGUACCACACUCGUCAAUGUAUAGAAACAAUGUUGGUAUAAUGGAAGGCCUAUUUAACAAACUAAAGGUCGCAGCAGGCUUAGGAGAUCCCUUUACUACUUAUUAUCCUGGAAAUGCUUUUGUUCAGCCAUUCAUGCCGCAAGCUAAUAUGCAGAUACCAUUAAUAGCGGAUGACAGCAUAAUGAAACCACAGGCUAUCGCACCAGCCCUACCAAUACCCAUGAAUCCUGCCCUUGGCAUGACUCCUGUCAAUCAUUAUCAACAACAGCAACAAUUGCAACAAGCACAGCAGUUAUUAAUGCUGUUAAUGAUGAAUCAACAACAACAGCAUCCUUAUGUAUAUCAACAGCAACUACAGCUGCAACAGCAACAAAUGCUUGUAAACUAUUUUAUCCAACAACAACAACAACAACAAGCAGCUAUGAUGGCAGCUGCACAGAGAUCAGAUAUGAUGUAUCCAGCGACAGUAAUGAACACAUACCCUCAGUAUCAUAUGCCUUAUUACCCACAAUAUCAGCAUCGAACGUAUCCAUAUGAAGAUUAUACAAGAAGUUAUUAUAAUCCAUCUUAUUACGACACAAGGCAUAGAGCCAGUAGCUUUUACCCACAAAGAACACGCAACUUUAGCUCAGUUAAAGAUUUACGUCCAUAUUAAUAUUAAAAAAAGUGUUCUUUAUCUCAUAAAACCAGAAGAAAAAAAAAGACAAGGGGAGGCUCAGUUUCCCUAUUUCGUCAUGUGUCCUUUUUUUUUCAAUUACAGUGCUUCUACCUUCAGUUUUUCAGUGUAAUUUCAUAUUUAAUGUGUG
This is a messenger RNA of Rhizopus microsporus ATCC 52813, 1108 nucleotides long. RefSeq lists its product as uncharacterized. The record is from RefSeq and is a predicted model, not a curated record. Bases 67 to 957 code for a protein of 296 amino acids. The transcript has a single exon. Lineage: Eukaryota; Fungi; Mucoromycota; Mucoromycetes; Mucorales; Rhizopodaceae.